Molecule: messenger RNA, 1017 nt
Organism: Caenorhabditis remanei
Lineage: Eukaryota; Metazoa; Nematoda; Chromadorea; Rhabditida; Rhabditidae
Exons: 3
Coding region: 1-1017 (338 amino acids)
Biological process (GO): embryo development
Molecular function (GO): protein binding
Source: RefSeq, a predicted model, not a curated record
AUGUUAUAUUUAUUGAUUCUCUCCUAUCCAUUUCUCUUUAAAACAUCCCAACUGUUCAAAUUACUCCAUCUUCCAACUGUGGCUCUUCGAAAUGUGAUCCAGCUUCUGAAUCCCAUUGAAUUAUUCGAGUUAUCCCAAUGCUCCCGAAGAGCCCUCUCCAUCAUCCCGCUAUCCGGUAGCAAAAAGUUUAAGCUUUGUAUGAAUCAAUUUUCUAGCUCCAUCCAUAUCAAUGGCUACUCUUUUCGUAUUUAUAAAAAUAGCUCCCAAUCUGAAUAUUCUCUGCAUGGAAACCGUACUUUUAUGGAGUCAACAGCGAAGAUUUCCCACCAUUCAGAGCGAGAGCUCUGGAGUUUUUGGGAAGAUCAACUUGUCGGAUUGAAAGCAGUUCUCUUCCACCUCUCAAAAGUUUUCAAUUGUCAUAUUGAAUGUGGAAGGUUCACAGAUACAAUUCCUGCAGCAUUCUACAUGUCGAUUAUUGAUUUCAUCAGUACCCGUCAGUCUGACAUCAAAAAACUCCAUGUCAAUGGGCAAAACCUCACUGAUAAGAACAUGACUGAGAUAUUUGAUAAAUUGAGAGUCACUGAUCGUCUAGUUAUCGGACAUAAAUUUUCUGUACCUCCAUCAAUUCCAUUGAACCACUCGAAAUCCAUCGAUAUUUGGAACUCAUGCUGGAUCACAACUGAACACUUGAAUUCAAUGAGGAAUAGUACUGUAAUUCAGUUAGAUUGUUCUAAAUUAACAGAUCAUGAUAUGACAUCAUUCUUGAACGACUGGAAAUCUGGAAAAUUUCCAAAUCUUCAAUAUUUAUUCAUCCAAAGCAGAUUUCUGAGCAAAACCUUCACCGCAUUCGGACUUCCGUCACUUCAAGAUACUGUAAAUCCACGAUUUCAUAUAAAAACCAUUCUCGGUUUACCUAGAACUACUUAUGGAGCUAUUGAUGUUCAAAGAGAUGAUGGAGUUGUUGCAAAAGUUAGUUUCAAUGAGAAAGAUGGAGAUUUGCGUAUUCUGGUGUUGUAA